Messenger RNA from Ipomoea triloba (trilobed morning glory), 1726 nucleotides. Its product is annotated as sugar transporter ERD6-like 5. The record is from RefSeq and is a predicted model, not a curated record. Lineage: Eukaryota; Viridiplantae; Streptophyta; Magnoliopsida; Solanales; Convolvulaceae. Gene Ontology annotation, biological process: carbohydrate transport; transmembrane transport. Bases 115 to 1530 code for a protein of 471 amino acids. Gene Ontology annotation, cellular component: membrane. Gene Ontology annotation, molecular function: sugar transmembrane transporter activity. The transcript is spliced from 18 exons.
AAUGCUCUUUUCUUAAUCCCUUCUUUUUCCUCAAAAUCUCAACAAUACCCAACACCCAACCCAAGCAGUAGGAGAAAAAAAAUCAUUUCCAUCUCGAUAGUGAAUUUGUUGGCAAUGGCAAAAACAGAGAGCGCAGAAGAAGAGGGGUUGGGUGUUACUCCUCUGCUUCCAAGAUUGCUAGCCAGUGAAAGCCGACCCAACGUUGUACUUGUGCUAAGCACCUUAGUUGCAGUCGCUGGUUCUUUCGUUUUUGGUUGUGCUGUGGGAUUUUCUUCACCAGCUCAGUCUGGGAUAAUAGAUGAUCUAGGCCUCUCUUUGGCUGAGUAUUCCUUAUUUGGUUCAAUUUUAACAAUUGGAGCAAUGCUAGGCGCAAUUGUGAGCGGCAAAAUAGCAGAUCUAUUUGCAAGGAGAGGAGCAAUGGGGUUCUCAGAGUUAUUUGGUCUUGUUGGAUGGCUUGCAAUUAUAUUUGGUCAGAAUGCUUGGUGGCUGGACAUUGGAAGGCUAUUAAUUGGAUUUGGAAUUGGUGUUCUUUCAUAUGUGGUUCCUGUGUAUGUAGCAGAAAUAACACCUAAGAAUCUCCGUGGUGCUUUUACAAAUGUCAAUCAGUUGAUGAUAUGUUGUGGUGUAUCAGUAACAUAUCUUGUUGGAGCCGUCAUCGCGUGGCGCCCACUUGCUGUUAUUGGAAUGCUUGCAUCUAUACUUCAGCUCUUGGGCUUGUUUUUCAUUCCUGAAUCUCCUAGAUGGCUGGCUAAAAGUGGUAGGUGGAAAGAAUGUGAAGCAUCCUUAAAGCUCCUUAGGGGAGAGAAUGUCAAUAUUUCAGAAGAAGCUUCUGAAAUUCGAGGCUAUACAGAAACCCUUCAACAAUUGUCCGAGUCUAAUUUGAUUGACUUGUUCCAAAGGAAAUAUGCUCAUUCUCUCAUUGUUGGAGUUGGCCUAAUGGUACUUCAACAAUUUGGAGGUGUAAAUGCGAUUGCCUAUUAUGCAAGCUCGAUUUUUGAAUCUGCAGGUUUCUCGGGUAGGAUAGGAACGAUAUCGAUGGUGUUUGUACAGGUCCCUAUGACUGUUGUAGGAGUCCUCCUUAUGGACAAGUCUGGAAGGCGUCCAUUACUGAUGAUUUCUGCUUCAGGAACAUGCUUGGCUUGCUUCCUUAUCGGAUUGUCAUUCUUAUUACAGGAUCUCAUACAGUGGAAAUAUUGCCCAGUUUUGGCACUCGUUGGCAUACUGGUUUUUACGGGAUCUUUCUCGUUAGGAAUGGGAGGAAUCCCGUGGGUUUUAAUGUCUGAGAUAUUCCCCAUAAAUUUGAAAGGCUUGGCAGGCAGCAUUGUGACAGUGGUCAACUGGUUUGGUUCUUGGAUUAUCUCAUACUCAUUCAACUUCCUUAUGCAAUGGACUUCUCAAGGAACAUUCUUCAUAUUUGCAAGUGUAUGUGGUUUGACUGUCCUCUUCGUCGCGAAAUUGGUCCCGGAGACCAAAGGACGGACCUUAGAAGAAAUUCAGGCAUCCAUGAAUUCAUUUACAAGAGAAGAAUGAGCUACUUAUGCAAUAAAUUUAUAGCACAGGUUUCUGUAAUGAAAAUGCAAUAAAUUUACAGCCUAAGUUUUUGUAAUGUAAGCAUAAACAGAUCCUUAUAAGAUAAUUCAUGGCAUACCACGUAGUGAUGAUAACUUCAAUUUGCCUUGUAGAUUUUCACAUGAAUCCACCUUAUAUAGAUCAAGUUUUUGGGUAA